UAGAACUUUCUGUGUGGUGGAGAUGCUCAGUGAGUCUGUGUGCUGCUGAGUACCUGAAAUGUGGUCACACAACUCAGGACUGGAUUUUUAAUUUCAUUUAAUUAAUUUGAAAUUUACAACUUCCCUCCUGAAUAGCAGAAGACCAAGGCCAGAAAGCUUGGACUGUACUGAACUUAGAAAUGUUCUGAGAGCGGGCUCUGAAGGUGUCUGGAGUCUUACAGGGGGGCCUGGCUGCCCCCAGAUCAGUGCUUCCAGGGAGUCCCUUCACACAACCACCUUUGGUGAGGGGCCGUUCUGCCCCCAUCAUGUCAGCUCCUGGGUGCUUGCAGGACCCCAGAGGAAACCUGCAGGGGAAUCGGUUGCUUCCAAGGUGUUCACAUUGCAGAGUGGCCUGGAAAAGGUCUCUCGAAUCAGCUAGAAGGCUGGUGGCCCACGCAAUCCGAGUCCAGGGCUCAGCCGGCUCUGGGGCAGCUCUCCUGCGGAUGAAUGGGCCCAAGGCCCCCGUGGGGCCACUUGCAGGAUUACUGGGGCCCCAGGUCCCAGGCAGCCACCGCUGGCUUCUACCUUCACAGCUAAACUGGGCCCCUUUCCAGUGACAUUGACUCCGUCUGUACUUCCACUAAUUUUUCUGCUGGGAAUGAUUGACAAAGGGGAGAAAACCAUUGUGGUGUGUGACGCGUUUGGGGAUGUUGUGGAAAAACAGUCUGAGGGCUGUUUGUUCAUUUGGAGGGCUUGGCAGCGGAGGGUGAAGGUUCGUUGGGUCCGAACUCCAACUCUCCCUCCGCCUGGCCUGUUUCCGAAGAGUUAACUUGGGGCACCCGUGACGUCAGUCCUGAUCUUUACACCCUCCGCUUGAGCAAUCGCCGCCUCCUCGCGGGGCCGGCGCUCAUUGGCUGCGGGCAGGACUUCCCCCAGGCCGGCUUUUCUCAAUUAAGUAAAAGGGCAGGGCCCGAGUCGCUUAUGACAGCUGCGCCCCGGCUUCCCUGGAGCAAGUGUGCGGCCCGGGCUGCGUUCCCCGGCUCCCCUCGGCCCCGCGCGCCCGGCUCCCGGUCAGCAUGCUCUGCCUGUGCCUGUACGUGCCGCUCAUCGGGGAGACCCAGACCGAGUUCCAGUACUUCGAGUCCAAGGGGCUCCCCGCCGAGCUGAAGUCUAUCUUCAAACUCAGCAUCUUCAUCCCUUCCCAGGAGUUCUCCACCUACCGCCAGUGGAAGCAGAAAAUUGUGCAAGCUGGAGAUAAAGACCUCGAUGGGCAGCUCGACUUUGAAGAGUUUGUCCAUUAUCUCCAGGAUCACGAGAAGAAGCUGAGACUGGUGUUCAAGAGUUUGGACAAGAAGAAUGAUGGCCGGAUCGAUGCCCAGGAGAUCAUGCAGUCCCUGCGGGACCUGGGAGUCAAGAUAUCCGAACAGCAGGCCGAGAAGAUUCUCAAGAGAAUACGAACGGGCCACUUCUGGGGCCCUGUCACCUACAUGGAUAAAAACGGCACGAUGACCAUCGACUGGAAUGAGUGGCGAGACUACCACCUUCUGCACCCUGUGGAAAACAUCCCCGAGAUCAUCCUGUACUGGAAGCAUUCCACGAUCUUUGAUGUGGGUGAGAAUCUGACGGUCCCCGAUGAAUUCACAGUGGAGGAGAGGCAGACGGGGAUGUGGUGGAGACACCUGGUGGCCGGAGGCGGGGCGGGGGCUGUAUCCAGAACUUGCACGGCGCCCCUGGACAGGCUGAAGGUGCUCAUGCAGGUCCACGCCUCCCGCAGCAACAACAUGUGCAUCGUGGGCGGGUUCACGCAGAUGAUUCGAGAAGGUGGAGCCAAAUCGCUCUGGCGAGGCAACGGCAUCAACGUCCUCAAAAUUGCCCCCGAGUCGGCCAUCAAAUUUAUGGCCUACGAGCAGAUCAAGCGUCUCGUGGGGAGUGACCAGGAGGCUCUGAGGAUUCACGAGAGACUUGUGGCUGGGUCCUUGGCGGGGGCCAUCGCCCAGAGCAGCAUCUACCCGAUGGAGGUUCUGAAGACCCGGAUGGCCCUGCGCAAGACAGGCCAGUACUCGGGCAUGCUGGACUGCGCCAGGAAGAUCCUAGCCAGAGAGGGGGUGGCCGCCUUCUACAAAGGCUACGUUCCCAACAUGCUGGGCAUCAUCCCCUAUGCUGGCAUAGACCUAGCCGUCUAUGAGACGCUCAAGAACGCCUGGCUGCAGCGCUACGCGGUCAACAGCGCGGAUCCUGGCGUGUUCGUGCUCCUGGCCUGCGGCACCAUGUCCAGCACCUGCGGCCAGCUGGCCAGCUACCCACUGGCCCUGGUCAGGACCCGGAUGCAAGCCCAAGCCUCCAUCGAGGGCGCUCCAGAGGUGACCAUGAGCAGCCUCUUCAGACAGAUCCUGCGGACCGAGGGGGCCUUUGGCCUGUACCGGGGGCUGGCCCCCAACUUCAUGAAGGUGAUCCCAGCCGUGAGCAUCAGCUACGUGGUCUACGAGAACCUGAAGAUCACCCUGGGCGUGCAGUCGCGGUGAUGGGCCAGGGGCAGCCGCGCCUCGCUCAGCGGACUCACGGAUCCCGGGCCCGCAGCCCUGGGGUGCGCAGCCAUCCAUUCUGUGAAUGUGCCAACACUAAGCGGACUAAAGCCAAGCUGUGAAAAGCCUGGGAUGCGCCCACGAGGGAGUGGGGGAGGGCCCGGCAGGCCCACCGGCUGCGUCCUGCUGACCCUGGCCAGCCGGCACGUCUGUCCCAGGGGCCAGCAGGACACGGGCAUGUGCACGCAGGGACACAACGUCUCCAGUGGUGCCUGCCGGAUGGCGGGGCCCGGAGCCGGCUUCGUUCUUCCAUCGCGCGGCCAGACCACCAGCCGCGGGCCCUGCCCUUUGGCCUGCCGGGCGCCCACCCCGUGCCCGUCUUGCUUCCUUCCUCGCUGCCGUGUUAAUAUGGUAGGAGGAGGGCACCAGCCCUCCCCCAUGUUAGUCCUCGCCCCUCUCCCCUUGGUCCAAGCGGGCCUGGCUUCCCGGCCUGCAGGGUCCCCUCUGGCCAGGUUGUGCCAGCCAGAGGGAGGAGGAGUCUGGCUUUGUGCUCACCCUCAUCUGAGCCCUGCUGUUGGCUUCUGAGCUUCCCGACAGACGGGCCCCUGGAUGUGCGUGUGCAUGCGGGGGACAGGGCCCAGCACCUCCACUGGCCACCUGGCAUCCUGGCGCGUGGCUUCCCAGAAGGCGCAUGCUGGCCCCUUGCUGCUCCUGCUGCCGGCGGGUAGGGAGGCGGUUGGCAGGGCUUGGUGCUCUGAGCUGGCCCCAGACUCUGUCAGGACUGGAGCCGGCUCAGAACCAAAACUCCCUGUCCCCGCUCUGGAAUGAGAACAGAGUGGGCAUCCCGGAGUUGCGGGAAGGGGCAGCCGCUGCCCCGCAUCUGUGCACCCUGAUGAGAGAUGGAAAAGGUGUUCAAGGCCUUAACUAGGUGUCAUUGGGCAAAGGGUUUUUGUUCAGAAGGACAAGCUGGACAGAUGGGUACAUUCUGUGCUUCCACAGACAAAGAGGGUAGAGAGCCUGGCCGAUUGCAUUAAAAAGUCUGUUUCCGAGCCCCUGGGGAUUCAUGUCCGAUCCCAGUCGGGGCAGAGUGGGACCAGCCUCACAUUCCACUGAUAGAGGGGGUCACACUGCUUGGAGCCUAUUUAUUUCGUAUUUAUUUGAACAGAGUUAUGUCCUAACUAUUUUUAUAGAUUUGUUUAAUUAAUAGCCUGUCAUUUUCAAGUUCAUUUUGUAUUCAUAUUUAUGUUCAUGGUUGAUUGUACCUUCCCAACCCCCUCCAGGCCGGGUGGGGAGAGGAAGGAGGGCCCGUGGGAGUGACCUUUCCCACUACUGGCCACACUGACGUCAAGUCUGUCCAAAGAAAUUCCACGGAACUGGCGACAGAUAAAAGGUCAGGUGGGGAGGGGCCCUGGUCAAGGGGAGAUGACCUUGGGCAGGUUGGGACAGGGCUCGCACCCAGGAAGCCUUAGGAUCUGAGGGUUCGAGAAGGGGCAGGAAGAGUGGCAGAAAUUUCAGUCGCAUUGAAGAUGGAAGUCCGAAUCAUUUCUUGGGCUGGGAGGAUCCCUUCAUUUCAUCCCUUCGAAUGAUAAGGCGCUGAGGGGCCUAUCACUGUGAGUUUGGGGUGGGGGCCCCAGGAGAGGGCAGCCAGUAUCCCGCCCUGCCUGUGCAGUGGGCUCCCUCCCGGGACCCCUCUCCCCACCGCCCCCCCAGCCGCUGCCACCCCUGCUCAGCAUGCUGGUCAGCCUGCGGCUUGCGGUCGCACUUCUUUCCACCAGAACGGCCUGGUGAGGACAAUUCAAAUAAGACGCAAAGAUCAAUGCAAAAAUUAUUGUUCUAUAUAAAUCUAGCGAUAACUGGAAUUUGUGAGAAAGCAAAUUAAGAAAGAAUUGGACGUUGUCAUUUAAAACAGCCUUCUAAUAAAGUUGUUUCAAAGCGGA
Messenger RNA from Neogale vison (American mink), 4438 nucleotides. RefSeq names its product solute carrier family 25 member 25 (gene SLC25A25). Gene Ontology annotation, molecular function: calcium ion binding; ATP transmembrane transporter activity. The transcript has 11 exons. Bases 1056 to 2501 code for a protein of 481 amino acids. The record is from RefSeq and is a predicted model, not a curated record. NCBI's taxonomy places the organism in Eukaryota, Metazoa, Chordata, Mammalia, Carnivora, Mustelidae. Gene Ontology annotation, biological process: transmembrane transport. Gene Ontology annotation, cellular component: mitochondrial inner membrane.